AUGGACCAGCUGGGAACCCACAACAUGAAUGUAGUGACCUAUGAUGAUGUGCAUGUUGGCUUCACUUGGGAAGAAUGGACUUUGCUGGAUCCUUUCCAGAAGAAUCUCUACAAAGAUGUGAUGCUGGACACCUACUGGAACCUCACUUCUAUAGGGUACAGUUGGAGAGACAAUACUACUGAUGAACAUUUUCAAAGUUCCAGAAGACAUGGAAGGUAUGAAAGAAACCAAACUGGAGAGAAACCUGUAUAUUUUCAAUGUGGUAAAGCCUUUGCAUAUGAGAGUCAUCUUCACAGGCAUGAAAGAACACAUAGUGGGGAGAAAAUCUUUGAAUGUAAUCAGUGUGGUAAAGCCUAUAGUCAUCAGAGUAGUCUUCAGAUGCAUAAAAAAACUCAUACUGGAGAAAAACCCUAUGAAUGUAACCAAUGUGGUAAAGCCUUUGUUCAUCACAAUAUUCUUCAAAGGCAUGAAAGAAUACAUACUGGAGAGAAACCCUAUGAAUGCAAUCAAUGUGGUAAAGCCUUUGUUCAUAACAAUGGUCUUAAAGUACAUAAAAGAAGACAUACUGGAGAGAAACCCUAUGAAUGUAAGCAAUGUGGCAAAGCCUUUGCACAAUAUGGUCAUCUUCAAAGGCAUGAAAGAUCUCAUACUGGAGAGAAACCCUAUGAAUGUAUUCAGUGUGGUAAAGCAUUUGUGCGUCAAAGUCAUCUUGAAAUGCAUAAAAGAACACAUACUGGAGAGAAACCCUAUGAAUGUAUUCAAUGUGGUAAAGCCUUUGCACAACAGAGUAAUUUUCAAGUGCAUGAAAGAACACAUACUGGAGAGAAGCCCUAUGAAUGUAUUCAAUGUGGUAAAGGCUUUGCAAAGCGUGGCAGUCUUCAAAUGCAUGAAAGAACACACAGUGGAGAGAAACCCUAUGAAUGUAUUCAAUGUGGUAAAGCCUUUGCACAGCGUGGUAAUCUUCAAAUGCAUGAAAGAACACACAGUGGGGAGGCAGGAGAGUACUUGAAGCAAGAUGUGGCCAUAGACUUCACCAUAGAGGAAUUGGGUUGCCUGGAGACUGCUGAGAGGCCUUUGCCUGGCAAAGACGAGUUGAAGAACUACACCAACCUGGUCUCUACAGGACAUUCUGUGUCAACACAAGAGCUCUUCACCAAACUUGACCAAAGCAAACAUUCCUGGAAUGAGGCUAUAGAGCAGACAGGAUUUGAAAAACCUGAUCUUGUGUUAUAA
Peromyscus eremicus (cactus mouse) is the source of this 1233-nucleotide messenger RNA. Its product is annotated as zinc finger protein 120-like. Bases 1 to 1233 code for a protein of 410 amino acids. The record is from RefSeq and is a predicted model, not a curated record. NCBI's taxonomy places the organism in Eukaryota, Metazoa, Chordata, Mammalia, Rodentia, Cricetidae. Gene Ontology annotation, molecular function: DNA-binding transcription factor activity; RNA polymerase II cis-regulatory region sequence-specific DNA binding. The transcript has 8 exons. Gene Ontology annotation, biological process: regulation of transcription by RNA polymerase II.